AUGGAGGGUGCAAACAGAAAUGCUGAUUCAAUGGAGAACACUUCAUCUUUCACUGAUAACAACAACAACAUUGUUCCGAAUGCUACUGAUGUUCCUGCAGAAGCUCCUGCAGGGUCGUCUUCAGAAUCAAGAAUUCAUGACUCUGUCGUGUCCAUACCAUUACCGCCUUCACAAUUUUACAGCGAAUUAAAUGUGUACUCAAACAUUCCUCCUUCAUGGCGGAACACUGGUAAUUAUAUUAGCGGCGUAAGACCUGCUCUAGGAUCGAGUAGUUCAAACCAGCUUGCUGAAACUUCGGAAAAUGAGGAAAGGCAUUCGAAAAGAAUAUGUUUAGAAAAUCGUGAGGGUGAAAGUUUUCAGCCUUCCAAUAAAGAAAAUGAUGUAAUUCCGACUAGUUCUUCCUCUUCUGCUGGAAUUGCUGCAUCUUUUCCUGCCGGUUCUUCCUCUUCUGCUGGAAAUGCUACGUCGUCUGCUGUGGAAAACCCGCCUCCAGAGGCAGCGAUUGAGUUUGGAGGAAGGGUCAUUCCAGCCACCCCGGUUCAGCUUUUUCCUGCCAGGAACCCUGAACCUCAACCAUCAGCUUCAUCCAGCGUUCCUCCAACACCUCAGGUUAUGGGUUUCACAACGUAUUUAAAUUCGUUCUCCCGGCAGUAUGCUGAAUGGGCUGAGUCGCAAAGGAAUUCUUUUCAACCUAGUCUUAUGUUAUUUCGUCGUGACAGCACAUCCACCUCAAGACAGAAUGAUGAUAAUGCUGAGGAUGGUGAUGGCGGUGGUGAUAAUAAUGAAGGUGAUUCAGAUGACACCUUUGACACUGAUACCGAUGAUGACGACAUCGAUUACGACGACAUUGAUGAUUUCUUAGGGGAAGAGGAAGAAGAGGCUGCUGCGCCUGGACUUACAGAAGAACAAAUUGUGAAUUCUAUGAAAAUUGAGAAGUACACGGCUAAUACUACGACUACAGAUAGUAGUUGCCCCAUUUGCUGGGAGGAUUACAAAGAGGGAGAAGUUAUCGCAAAACUUGAUUGCGCUCACGCUCAUAAGUUUCAUACUGGUUGCGUAAAGUCGUGGCUGAGAAAGCAUAACUCAUGCCCUCUUUGUAGAAUGAAGGGCCUUGUUCUAUGA
This is a messenger RNA of Chenopodium quinoa (quinoa), 1122 nucleotides long. RefSeq lists its product as uncharacterized. The record is from RefSeq and is a predicted model, not a curated record. Gene Ontology annotation, molecular function: ubiquitin protein ligase activity. The transcript has 7 exons. Bases 1 to 1122 code for a protein of 373 amino acids. Lineage: Eukaryota; Viridiplantae; Streptophyta; Magnoliopsida; Caryophyllales; Amaranthaceae.